This is a messenger RNA of Rhinichthys klamathensis goyatoka, 2217 nucleotides long. It is a transcript of the gene nfil3-6, whose product is annotated as nuclear factor, interleukin 3 regulated, member 6. NCBI's taxonomy places the organism in Eukaryota, Metazoa, Chordata, Actinopteri, Cypriniformes, Leuciscidae. The transcript is spliced from 2 exons. Bases 505 to 1671 code for a protein of 388 amino acids. Gene Ontology annotation, cellular component: nucleus. Gene Ontology annotation, molecular function: DNA-binding transcription factor activity; DNA binding. The record is from RefSeq and is a predicted model, not a curated record. Gene Ontology annotation, biological process: circadian rhythm; regulation of DNA-templated transcription.
AUUGAGCAAUAUUACUUAAUGCUUUCGAAAAGAUUAUUCUGACGAAAACUGUAACGAGGGAGAGAUUAGAGAGAAGAGGAGGGUCCUGUGUGCGUACGGAGGGGGGCGGUCCGUUCAUCCACUCACACACAUGUGGUUCAGUCGGGGUGAUGGAGCGUCCUCGACUGAACCUCAUCAAGCAAAGGCACAAAUAGGGGCCGCGCGCGUUGCAGGCGGAACGGUUGAACGGCGCGAACAGUGUGUUUGACUUUAACCGGCGACGAACGAAAGCGAACACCGUGUGUUUUCUUCUGAGGAGAACCAAGAACCAGAUUCUCUGCGGAUCUUGAGUCACUGGAAACGAUUUCAACUGAAGACAUUUUGAACAGAAUAAGCCACACGGCGAUUUAUAAUGGUGGAGCCACUGCUGUGUCAAUAACAUCUGAAAUUGACCUGAAAACCACACGCUCAGAAACACAACAGAGACUUUUAACACUGCAAUUGAGAAAAAUAAAUAACUUCGAGAUGUAUGAAGAGUCAUCUCAGGAGAUGAGAGAGCAGAACGCUGGAGUUUUGAAAGCUGUUGAACCCUCCACCAGCACAGGGUUGAUGGGGUUAAAUGUGUCCGCUCCCAGCAGCACAAUGUCUUUCACUGAUGAAGCCGUGUCCAUCCUGACGUCCAGCAGUUUGCUCGCACGCUCGCUUCUGGGCCGGACGUCGGCGCUCAAACGCGAAGAUGCCGCUUCAGCCAGCGCCAACUCUGCGAGACGCAAGCGCGAGUUCAUUCCUCAUGAGAAGAAGGACGAGGGCUACUGGGACAAGCGCAAGAAAAACAACGAAGCCGCGAAGCGUUCUCGCGAGAAACGCCGCGUCAAUGACAUGGUGCUGGAAAACCGCGUGCUGGGUUUGCUCGAGGAGAACGCCAGGUUACGAGCAGAACUGCUUGCACUAAAAUUUCGCUUCGGCCUCAUUAAAGAUCCCUCGAAUGCUUCCAUACUUCCGCUCACGACAGGAACCUGCGUCCCACAUCCUUCAGCGCCGCAUUACUACCUUCCACGUGGGGAUGGCGCUCACCAUGCGGGUCCAAUGUUGCCCAAUGCUCAAAGCGGGCCACAAUCUGGGCGAAGCAUCAGAGAUACAAACAGUAUGUCAGAAGAUUCGGGUUUCUCCACGCCUAGUGGGUCCAGUGUCGGUAGUCCCGUCUUCUUUGAGGACAGACUGAGCGACCAUGGAAAGUUGUCCCCGCAUCAAGCAGAUGAGCUCGGCUAUGAGUCCCAUCACUCUCCAACUGAUGUUUUAGCAAUGGGACACGCGCCCAUGUCAUCCAACCGGAUGGAGUCGAUGGAUAGUUUGAAGAGCCUUCCGCACAAGCUGAGGUUCAAGUGUCCGGGCGGCGGCGAAUGCGUCAAUCUUGGAGAACGGCAAAGUCCCGUGCUGCCCAGAGUUCACAGCCUUUCGGGUACAAGCGAAGGAGCGGGUUACUGGACACAGCAGGAGGGAGAAGACACCCGAAAAGUCACACCACUGCCACAGCAGCUGCAACACAGAAAUUACAGCCACAACAUGAACCCGAACGAAUCGCAAUACCAGGCCGAAAACAGCAUGCUCAAAUCUCAGCUCAGCUCCCUCGGCGAGGAGGUGGCCCAGCUCAAAAAGCUCUUUUCCGAGCAGUUGCUCACCAAAACGAAUUAAGACAUUGUAAAAGUUUGAGCAAACUGGAACAUCCUCAGUCGAAGUCAUGAACAAUGAACAUCCGUUGAUCAAAAAUCUAAAGAAAGCAGCAUGUGCAUCACUACCUCUUCACACUCGGUCAAAACCAAACGGACCUUGCAUAUCCACCUUAUUUUGAGAGCUAUUUUUCGUGAAUGUGUGAAAUUUCUGAUUCAUUGGCCACUAUGCUGUAGGUAAAUAAAUAGAAGGAUGAUAAGUACAAAAAACGAGCAGCGCAUCAGACCGUUUUUGUACAGCUGAAAGAACUGGAAGUGAACGACAACGGAAACCUCGCACAUUCAAGUUACAAAUGGCCGCACCCGCUUUUACGUUAAAAAUAAGGUGGAUGAUGACUUUUUUUUAACCCCCUUUCCUUCAACUCUCAUUCAGGACCGUGCAAGAGCAUUCCAGUGGCAUCGGGACACGUCAGCUACAACACCUCACCUCAAUUCGUUCGGUUCCUCCUUUUGCCUCAAACACUGUGAUCUUGCUCAAAAACACCUCAGGCGGUAAAACCAUGUCUCCACA